AUGCAACCGCCCGAAGCCACUAUGAAGGCAGAUAUUCUCAGCAUGGAGAUAAUGUGUUUUGCUGCUAAAAGUCGUAUCAGAUUCGCGAUAGUUUAUCGACCAUCCAAUUCCAACAAGGAUGAUGAUGAGAGUUUGAUAGAGUAUCUAACCACGCUACUCUCAUCUGGAGACAAAAUGAUAAUCCUAGAGCAACCUACUCAUGAGGAUAAUACACUUGACAUCAUCCUUACAACCUCCCCUCUUGUGCACAGUAUUACUGUCCGUCCCCCCUUAUCUACAUCCGAUCACUCAACUAUACACUUCCUUGUGGAUCUCACUUGUCCCGUAACUUCUUCAAUCCCACUGGCUGAUUUUCUGCAGGAAUUUCAAUACAUUUCCGCAUCUGAAGUAUACUGCAGAUUUUGUUCAAUAGUCUACAGAAUAUUUGGAUCUUUUGUUCGACUGAGACACCAGCGAUCAGCACUAUUAAGUUUUCCUAGUCAUAUCCAAAACCUUUUUUCUAAGAAGCACCGCGUCUUUUAUAAUUCAGAAAACCCACUAAAUGAUCCUUAUUACAAAAAAAUAUGCUGUGAUAUAGAUCAUCACUUGAAAAAGUUCUGGGCGAACUAUGAGCGACGAUUAGCAUCACACUCUUCAAUGAAAUAUCUCCAUGUUUAUCUUCGAAAUAAAAUGAAAUUUUCUGGACGUCCGUCUGUUUUAACCGACAACAAUGGGUAUAAGUGCUAUAAUGAUUCUGACAAGGCUAAGGCGCUGGGAGAUUAUUUUGCUAGCGUUUUUUCUCCGGAAAAUCCAAGCAACGAGUCAAUGCUUCGCAGCUUUAGUUACACGAAACCAGGUCUAAGUGAUAUCUACUUUCAUCCAUAUGAUAUUUAUAAGGUACUGAAACAUCUUAAACCCUCCAUUACUGAACCGUACGAUGGGAUUCCCCCUAUCGUUUUCAAAAAGUGUGCCUCGUCCCUCUCAAAACCUUUGGCUCAUCUAUUUAAUAUCUCAUCUCUCUUGGCUGAAGUCCUGUGGAAAGAAGCUCUAGUUACAGGUACCCCAAAGCUCCAGGUGCACAAUCGGUCUCUGAAUUCCGUCCAAUUAGUCUCACUUCAACUCCGAUCAAAGCAAUGGAAAAAAUUGUCAGAAAUAAGAUGUUGUCUUGGUUAUACAGGAUCAAAGCGGUACCGGAACAGCAUCACGGCUUUCUGCCUGGGGGUUCUACUGCAACAAACCUAG
This is a messenger RNA of Cooperia oncophora, 1221 nucleotides long. The record is from the annotation of a GenBank genome assembly. NCBI's taxonomy places the organism in Eukaryota, Metazoa, Nematoda, Chromadorea, Rhabditida, Trichostrongylidae.